AUGAAUGGAUUUAUAUUAAAAAUAUUAAGAUUUCUAAUAAAUAAAUUUGCUCAGAAAUAUAUUAAGAUAAUUAAAAAUAUUUAUGUAUAUAAUUUAAAACAUAUAAUUUUUGAAGACAUUGAAUUUAAUAACCUAUCCAUAAAUUGUGUAAACGAUCAACAGGAUAAUCAUGAUUUUAAUAAUAGUGAAAAGAAUGAUGAGAAUGAAGAAUAUGAUGUACAAGAUAAACAUGGUGAAGAAGAAAAAAAUAAAAAAAAAAAAAAGAACAUCAAUAGAUUUACUCAAUAUCUAUUAUAUUUAAAAACGUUGGGUUUGAAAAAAGAAAAAAUUCUUCUUAACAUUGGUUAUAUAGAAAAAAUUGAAAUCCUUUUUAAUAAUGGCUCCUACUUUUUUUAUAACGGUAUUACAAUAAAUGUAGAAAAUAUUUUUGUAAAUUUAAAAUAUGUAGAGGACUAUGAAUCAGAUGAAACAAAAAUUCUACAAGAAAAAAAAAACCAACCUGAUGAUGAUAAUAAAUUUAGAAAGAAUCAAGAUGUCCAGGAUAAUGAUCAUCUAUUUUGUAAUAAUAACAUAAAUCCUUGUGAUGAUAUACAAAGUAGAAAUAUAACAUACGAUAUUAAUAAUAGAAGAAAUUCAUUAUAUAAUAUAGAAACAUAUGAUAAUUUGAAUAGACUAGAUAAUAACACGGAUAUAAUAAAUAACAAUAUAAUAUUGAUGUUUUUUGUUUCAAUUUUAUUUUUUUUAAAUUUAAUAAAGAAUAAGUUUGUUGAAAAUGUGUAUUUCUUGAUAAAUUUUAUUUUCGAAUUAUUUGUAGAAGAUAGUAUUUGUUCAAAGAUAAAAAAUAUGAUUCUUUUAUUUAUUAUGAAACGUUUUCUUUCUAUAGAUAUAAAAAAUAUAAAUAUAAUUUUUGAAGAUAAUAUAAUAAAUAAUGAAGAGAAAUUAUUUUUUUCUUUUUGUAUUAAAGGAAUACAUGUAGAUAAUAUAAAUUAUAUAAAAUAUUUAAGAAAAGAACUAAGAGAAAAAAGUUUGGAUCCAUUCAAUGUGUUAUAUUUAAUGAACAAUAAAAAAAAGAAAGAAAAAAAAGAAACAAACAAAAGAAAAACCGAAUUAUUAAAUAUACAGUUUGAUGAUAUAAGUAUUUAUCAUGAUUAUAGACAUGAACAUAUAAGUUCAACAGAUAUACAUUUAAAAAAAAGAAAAUAUAAAUUCUUCUUUUUUUAUAAUAUGAAUUUUUUUCAUAAGGAUACAAAUUGUAUAUUACAAAAAACAAGUAUUAUUAUUCAUAUUUAUAAGGAUAGAGGAGCAGAACAUAUCAAUCUCCCGAAGCAGAGGGAAGAAAAGGUAUUAACUAGUGAGUUAACUAAUAAGAAUAAUAUGUAUGAUGGCAAUAUGUAUGAUGGCAAUAUGUAUGGUGACAAUAUGUAUGGUGACAAUAUGUAUGAUAACAAAAUUUUUGAUCAUUAUCGUGCAUAUAAAAACAAAACGGAAGAGACAUAUUAUUUUGAUUUGCUUAUCCCAAGAAUUUAUAUUAAUAUGUCUAAUGAACAUUUUUUUAAAUUAUUUAUGUUUAUAAAUAAAUAUUUAAAUUUUUUUAAUAUAAAGAACAAAAUGAAGGAGCAUAAAAAGAAAGAAGAAAGAAGAAAACAAGAAAAAAAAAAAAUUAAAAAGAAUUAUUUAACAUAUAAAAAAAAUUAUAUAGAUAAAAGGAAUGCUUUACCAUUUAUAUAUUUAAAAAAACGAAGAAAGGAUAUAUUUAUUGUUAAUAAAAAGAGAUAUAUAGAAUGUAAUAUAAAUAUAAACGAAAUCAAAAUAAAUUAUUUGUAUGGUGAAGGAGAGUGUGUUAUCUUUUUUUAUAAAAACAUAAGUAUCUUGUGUUGUAUAAAGGGACAAACGUAUAAAUGUAUAAAAAACAAAAGCAUAAAUACAAGAUAUAGGAAAAAAUAUAGAAAUUACAAUAACAAAACUGUUUGUAAUAAUAACACGUUUUUUUGUAAUAAUAACAAGUUUUUUUGUAAUAAUAACAAAUUUGUUUAUAAUUUAAAAAGUUUUAUAUUUCUUAUCGACGAGAUGUCUAUAAAAGAAACACACUCACAAUUACUUUUAUGUGUUGACAAAAAGGAGGAUCCUAUUUUUCAUUUUUUAAAAAGACAGAGGAAAUAUAAAAAAAUAGAAUACAAUCAAAAUGUAAGUAAGAAUAUAUUAUUAUUAUUAUGUAAUAAAAAUAUAGAUUCUAAUGAAAAAAACAUAAAGGAUCUUUUUUAUACAAAAAAUUCAACAAGAGGAACUAUUUGUAGUAACCUUAAUAAUAAUGAUAAAAAUAAAUAUAGUUUGUGUUUUCAAUAUAACAAGAAAGUAAAUAAAAAGAAAAAGAAUCAUUGUGAUAAUAAUAUGAAUAUAUAUGUAGAAAAUAUAAAUUUAGAAAUUUGUAAAAUACAUAAUCUAUAUUAUGUUGUCGACAGAUUAUUUGAAAGAAAGCUAUAUUAUAUAUUUAAUAAUUUAUUUCCGUUGAACCAAAAAAAAGAAACAAAUGUAGUAUCAAGUGAAUAUAAUAAAUAUAAUGAGAAUUAUUUUAAACAUAAUAAAAAACUUUAUUUCAAUAGAUCUGUUGAUGAGAAGGAGGAUGAUGAUGUUCCAUGUUCUGAUGAUACAAUAAAAAAAAAAAAAAAAAUACAUAAAAAUACAAAUGUAAUAACUAUAUUAAUAAAAAGUAUACACAUUGAACUUAAGAAAUAUAAUAUAACUUCUUUACAUAUAUUUUUUGAUGAUAUAUAUUUUUAUCACAGAAAUGAUGAUGAUGAUGAUGAUGAGGAUCAUCAUAUGAAUGGACAUAAUAAGUUAAUGAAUAUACAUAAAAAUAAAAAUAAUUUAUAUAAUUGUUUUAAAAAGUACAAGAAAUAUAUAAAAGUUGAAAAUUAUGAAAAAAAAAUAAAACAAAAUAUUUAUAUUUUUUCAAAAAUUACUAAUAUAUAUAUGUUACUUAAACAUAAUAAAAAUGUACAUCUUUUCAUAUGUCCAUUUUCGUUUUUCUUUUCUGUUUAUAAAGAAAAAAAAAAUAAAAAGUAUCAAGUAAAAUUAAAUGUUAUAUCUUUAAUAUUAGAAAUUAAUAUACAUAUAUUAAAUAUUUUGAAAUAUUUAUUUGAACAUGAAAUAGAGAAAAAAGAACUAUGUAAUUGUGAUCAUACGUUAUAUGAAGCUGGUAAUAGGAUUGUAUCAUGUUGUUACCCUGGAAGGGAUAAAAAUAAAGAUAAACAUAAAGAAAAAAAUAAAGAAAGAGAGAUCAAAAAGGAUCCAAAAUAUGUACAAAAUUGCAAUAUUUAUUAUAAUAAACAAAAUAAGAAAGAACCAGAAGAAAUAAAAUAUUUUUUUCGAGAUGAAAAUCUUAUACAACAAGAAAUAAAUUAUUUAUAUGGAUCUUUAAACAUGUUUUAUGAAAAUAAUGAUUUUAUAAGAGAUUAUAAAAGUAAAGAAACAGAAACAAGUACAUUUACCUUUUCUAUAAUUGACGUUUUUAAUUUUUUUAAUAAAACAAAUGUAAAAUGUACUUUUUAUUAUAUAUAUAUAUAUUUUUUUUUCUUAAAUAAGAAUAAUAAAUCAGGAGGAACAAGAAAUAAUGAACAAAUAAAUAAAUUACAAAAUAAUAAUAAUAAAAUAAAAAAAAAAAAAAAUCAUCAUAAUGAUAAUAAUAAUAAUAAUUACAUUCAUAUGGAUAGUAUGUUAACGUUUAUUAAAACGGAUGUAAAACAAAAAAAUAUGUACAUAAACAAAAAUGUAGAAAUAUUCUAUUUGAAAUAUGAAAUGAAUAAAUUACGUUUCUGUUUUCUUGUUAACCAUAUGAAUAGUAUGGAUGAAACAAGAAAAAAGAAGAACUUUAAUAAAAUGAACAAAAUGAAUAAAAUGAUCAAAAUGAACAAAAUGAACAGAAUGAAGAAUACAUAUUUAUUAUCAAACAAAUUAUUUAUCAAAAGCUCCAUUUUAUAUUUCAAUUUUUAUUUUAAUCCUAUAUUAUUAUUUCCUGUUAUAUAUAAGGGGGCUUCUAUAUUUAUAUGUCUUCAUAAUGUCAAGGAACAAAAAAUAUUAAACAUGGAAUAUGAUAAAGAAAACAAUUAUGAGAUGAGGAAACAUUUGUAUAAUAAGAAGGAAGAUAAUACUACAGAAGGUAUUACAUAUAUAAACAAUAAUAAUAGAAAAUAUAAAAAAAAAAAAAAAAAAGAUAUAAAUGUUAUAUGUAGUAAUAAUAAUAUUUGUAAUGAUAAUCCUAUGUUUAAUAUUCCGAAUAUUUCUUUGGAAAAGUCAUAUGAACAUUGUAUGUAUAUAAAACACAAAUGUUUAUUAACAUUCUUAGAUAACACAUCGAAAUAUAAAAUAAAAAAAAUAAACAAGCACUUAUUUUUGUUCAGUUUUGAAAAGGUACAUAUAUAUAUAUAUGAUUUUUUCGUAAACGUUUUUUAUUAUCUUGAUUUGUGUUAUUCAAAUAUGAAAAAAGAAAAACAAAACAAAAACAAAAACAAAAAUAAAAAGAAAAAUCCAAAUUUUCCUAUACAAAAAAGUAAAUGUAAUGAUAAUUAUUUAUUAAAAAUGUUUGAAGACAGGAAUAUUAUAUUAUAUAUAUUAAAAAAUUAUGGAAAGCAUAUUUCUAUUUGUAGCAAGUUAAUAAAACAUAAAAAAAAAAUUCUGUUAUUUUAUAAUAUAAUGGAGCAUAUAUAUAAAUUCAUUUUAUAUUUUGUAAUAAAGAGGUUGAACAUUUCGUUUAUGUUUUAUGAAUCCCCUAAUCAUGAUGAUAAAAAAAAAAAUAAUAAUAAUAAUAAAAAUAAUAUCAGCAAGAGUAAUUAUAUUAUGUUAAUACCAUGUCAUGAAAAAUAUAAACAAAUGUGGUGCGGCGAUCAUUAUAAGGAACACUUCAAAUUUAAGGUCGAUAACUUUGUUAUACAAUGUAAAACGAAUAUGUUAUAUUUAAGAAAAAAAAAAAAAAAAAAAAAUAAUAAUAAUAUUAAUAUUAAUAAUAAUGAUAAUAUUAAUAAUAAUGAUAAUAAUAAUAAUAAUAUUAAUAAUAAUAAUAAUAAUAAUAAUAAUAAUAAUAAUAAUAAUAAUAAUAAUGGUAAUAAUAAUGAUUAUCAUCAUAAUAAUCAUCAUUACAAUGUAUUAACAAAGACAUGUACGAGUAUAAAAUGUCGUAAUAAUAAUUGCUGUACACAAAAUGUAGAUAAAUUAAAUAACACCCUUAUAUUAUCAAAACACACAAAAAAAAAAAUUGAUAACGAGAAACCAAACAAACACGCUAGCGACAAAGAUACACUGAAUUGUUUAUAUAUAACAAAGUUUUUUUUAAAUAUUUUUUGUAGUCAUCUGAAAAUUAUAAAAUAUAAUAAAUAUAAAAAGGGUGAUGAGGAAAAAGUAAAUCCUUAUAAUAAUAAUAAUAAUAAUAAUAAUACACAUGAUGAAUAUCAUAACAAGUUAUUAAAUUAUCAAACUCCAUGUGAACUAGCUAAAAAGUGGUUUUCCUUAACAUAUAAUAAUAGGAAAAAUGUAGAAAAGAAAAAAGAGAAAAGAAAAAAAAAAAAUCUUUUUAAAUCUAACAAAAUUAAUUUUAUACUUUCAUAUAAGUAUAAUUUUAUUGUUUAUUUAAAUGUGGAUAAAGUAUCGUUCUAUUAUCAUAUGUAUUUGUUUCUAAAUAAUCACAUAGAUUAUUAUAUAAAAUUAUUUCUACAAAUACGAAAAAAUGAAUUUCUAAAUAAUUUUUUUCCUAUACAAAAAUAUGAAAGAGGAGAAGUCAGACAUUCUUAUGGUGAUAAAUAUGUGGAAGAUAUCCUAACUUUUUUAAUAAAAAAAAAAAAAUUUGUAUUUAAACAAGGGGAAGACAAAAAGGUGAUACAAUAUGAGAGUGAUAUGAUAUCAUGUGGUAAUAUAACAUGUGAUGAUAUGAGAUGUAAAGAAAAAAGAUACAAUGUUCAUAAUAAUGAAGAUAACAAUAAUAUCAUUAAUAUGUCCUUGUUUCAUCGCUUAUGUAACUUAUUUCUUGUUGAGAAGGUUUAUAUUAACAUAAAUAAUAUUAAAUGUUUGUAUACAUAUAUUUGUAAUAUAGACCCUACAAAUAAGAAUUGGGAGAAAAUAAAAAGAAAGGAAAAAAGAAAGUCCAAAAGUAAAAAAUAUGAAAAAGAAAUAUUAGUAUUAAAAGUAAAAAGAUUUAAAACUAUUUUAAUGAAGGAAGAUUAUAGUAAAUAUAAUAAAUUGAAUAUAUUUAAUAAAAAUAUAAUAAAUCUUGUAUAUUUAUUUAAAAGUAAAAUAUAUAAUAUCAAUAUAUAUUUAAGAAAUAUAAAACAGAAAAAAAAUGAUUUAUUAUUUUAUACAAAUUAUUUAUGUUUUAUAUAUAAAUUUACAAUAAUCUUGAACAAUAUGAAUAGUACACAGAAAUUUUUUUUUUUAAAAUAUUUUUUGAAGAAGGAUAUAAAAAAUAAGAUGAUUAAAAGAAAAGAAAAAAAAAAAAAUUCAUCAUUUUAUUAUGUACCACAAUUAUACUCUGAACACAAAAAAUGUAAGUUUCUUUUUGAUAUUACUAGAAAUAUUCAAGAACAUAUAAUUUCCCAAAAAAAGAAAAAAGAGAGUUUACUUCAUAUAAAUAAUGAAAGUAUACAUUUUAAAAUAAAAUUUAAUAUAAUAACGUAUAAAAAAUAUAAAAUGAAUGAAGAUAGGAAGAUACAAUCUAGUGUUUACUUUUUUUUAAAUGAAAGAAAUAUUUUAUCUUUAAUUAAUUUUUAUUAUAAUGUCUUAAUGUUGAUCGAUUACGGUCAACUUGUGUAUUCUAAAUAUAUAAGGAAAUAUAAUGAUUUGGAAGGAAGGGACGAAAUAUAUAAAGGUAAGGUAAAACGAAAUGAUCUCCCUGAUGGUUAUGGAUUUGUUUGUAGAGAUGGUCAUAUGUAUAAACAUCCAGAUGGGCAUAUAUAUAAUCAUCCAGGUGGGCAUAUAUAUAAUCAUCCAGAUGGGCAUAUAUAUAAUCAUCCAGAUGGACAUAUGUAUAAUCAUCCAGAUGAACAUUUAUUAUAUAAUAUAAAAUAUAUGAAUAGCAGAAAUCAUCAUAUAGAUUUCAAAAAAGAUGAUUAUGCUAUUCAUUAUGAUAAUGAAUUUACAUUUGAAUCAUCCGACAUGAAUAAUAUGUUAAAAUAUAAUAUGAUAAAAAAAAAUUAUGUGUUAGGAAAGAAGAAAAGAAAAAGUAAAAUAAAGAAUACAUAUAUUAAAAAAAAAAAUAAUAAGUAUUUUAUAAAUUUUAUAAAUAAAAGGAUACAAAAUAAAUAUCAAGAUAUAUAUUAUAUAUUAUAUAUGAAUAAAAAAAAAAAAAAAAUAAAAAUAAAUAAGAUGAAAAAGCAAAACAAAAGAGAUAAACAGAGGUUAACAAAAUAUCCUUUUUCAUAUAUAAUAAAUACCAAAAAAAAAAAAAAUAAAUAUGUAAUAUCAAAUAACAAUAUGUUAGAUAGAAUAAUAAAUUCAUUUGAUUCUUUACAAAUAAAAAUAAAAAACGUGUUCUUCUUUUUUUAUACAUGUAACAUGAAUAUGUAUAUAGGUAUAUUUAUAACAAAUAUUAAAUCAUUAUUAUUAAAUAAUAAAAUACAUGUUAAUAAUAAUAAAAUACAUGUUAAUAAUAAUAAUAAAACCUGUUAUUAUCAUAUAAAAUAUUUACAAGAAAUUAAUAAAUGUAUUAUAUUUACUAGAGAUAAUUAUUUAGAUAAUUCAAAGACUAAACAUUCCAUUUUUGAAAUCUUUAAUACGUUAAAUAAAAAAAAAAAUAAAUCUAUUUAUUUGUCACCUUUGUUUUUUUUUUUAAAUAAAUAUCAUAAUAAAAAGAAGGGGCAUAUAAUAAAUGCUACAAAAAAUAGGAGUUAUGAAUAUCUAGAUAAGAACAUGGAAAGAAUUAAAUAUCCCUUGAAACAUACGAACAAGAAAAUGUUAAAUACAUAUGACAUGAUAUAUUUUAAAAAGAACAAUAUGAAAACCGCUACCAAUAUAAAUGAACCUAAAAAAGAAAUUAGAAGAAAAGAGAAAAAUAUGUGUACUUCUAAAAAAGGGACCUCUAUAUAUCCACAAGAAUAUGUUGAUAAUCGUUUUCCAAAUUUAUUAUAUUUAUUUUAUUAUAAUAUGAAUAAGAAAAAAAAAAAAAAAAAAUUAGAUAUAAAUAAUUCUAAAUUAUGUACAUCUUUUCUUAAUUGUGUAUAUAAGAUGAAACGAAACAUUUAUAACAAAUAUUAUGAAACAAUACAAAAUAAUAAAUUGAAAUUUAUAAAUAUACAAAACGUGAAUACAACAACAUGUUCUUUUUAUUCUCCAUAUCAUAUAUAUUUAAGAAAUAAUACAACCAACUAUAUGAACAUAGAAAACCAUGAUGAGAAAAAAGGAAAUGAACCAACAUGCCUUUCUUUUUUAGAAAGGAGAGUAGAAAAGAAAAGGAAUAAAAAACAAAUGUUCAUAAAUAUUAAAUAUUAUAAAAAAGUAAAUAAUCAAAAGGGGAAAAUUAAAAAUAAAAAGAAAAGAAAAAGAAAAAAGCAACAUACAAGACAGCAUACAAGACAACAUACGAGACAACAUAUAAAACAACAUACAAGACAACAUAUAAAACAACAUACAAGACAACAUAUAAAACAACAUACAAGACAACAUAAAAAACCAAAUAAUAUUCAUUCUAGUGGUUAUAAUAAUUUAACCACAUGCAUGUCGUACGAACCAUCAAUACAUCUCACCUUUAAACAUACCUUCCAAAAUCUCAAUAUCUAUUUACCAUUAUAUAUAAUUGUAGAAAUUAAUAAAAUUAUAAAAGCUUCAAAAAUAAUAGGAUUAUUAAAUCGUAAAUAUAAAAAUAAUUUUAUACAAAGCAUAAAAAAAAAAGAAAAAAUUCAAGAUGAUAAGGAUAAACAAAUAUGUAAAGCACAUGGUGUGAAGAGUUGUAAUAAUAUUUAUAGAAAUAACAUCCCCCCAAAAGUAUUAAUUACUUAUAAUUUUAAAUUGCUUUUUGUAGAUAGUAAGAUCCAUUUUUUAUCUCCGUCUGUUUUUUUAAUAAACAAUGUAAAAGAAAAAGAUGAAACGUUUGAUAAAAUGAACAUAUUUGAAAGUAAAAUAAAAAUAGCAAGGGUUAAAAAUAAAACAUAUAGAGAAGCUAUAGACCAACAUAAUAUUAAAAGUUGUGCUGAAACGAAUGAUAUAUUAUAUACAUAUGAGCUAAAAAAAGAUAAAGAAAAUAAUGUUAUAAAUAAAAAUAAAAGAAAUAUUAAGAAGGAUAAAAAGGAUAAAAAGCAUCAAAGUAGUUGUGAUGGUUCUACUACUUUAUAUAAUAGCUAUUUAAAAAAAGCAGAAGAAAAGAAAAAAAAAAAAAAUGUAGAUAGAAAAAGAAAUAGAAAGAAGAAAAAAAAUGUAUAUUUAUUAUUAAAAAGAAGAAGAGAACAAUAUAAUGAAGAGAAUUUAAAUAAGAAAAUUUUUUUAUAUGACAUAUUUUUAAGUGCAAAUUUUAAGGUUCAUAUUAAAAAAACGAGGGGUAAAAAGAAAUAUGUGUAUGAAGAUAAUAGGAAUAAUACGGAAAGUAUAUAUAAUAUGGAACAUGUGGAACAUGUGGAAAAUAUAGAAAAUAUGGAGAAUAAGGUGAAUAAAAAUAUAAACAACAAUAAUAAUAAUAAUAAUAAUAAUAAUAAUAAGAAUAAGAAUAAGAAUUAUGAACAACGUGUCAUUCACAAUAUCAUACCGAUAAAUAAAAUAAACAUACAAAUAUCCGUAAAACAUCUAAAAAUAAAUUUAGGCUUAUUGUAUACCUAUAUACAUACCAUAAAUAUGAUAAAUAUUAUACAGGUAGAAACAAUAAGAGAUAAUUAUAUUUUUAAUAUUAAUAAGAGGAAUAAUAAAUAUUAUUUAAAUUUAGAAAAUGUACAUAAAUUUAAUUUAUUAAAAAAUGUGAUGAAUGUAAUAUAUUUAUUUAAUGAGAACAAAAGGGCAAGCACAAAUUAUAUUAAAUUUAAAUCGUAUUGUGUAUAUAAUGUAAUAGAGAUGACGAAUAUAUUUUUCUUUUAUAAACAAUAUUAUUAUGAGCUAAGAGAAGAGGAGUAUAAUAAUACAAAUAUAUAUGUAUCAAAGAAAAAAUGGAAACAUCAAAAUUCUUAUGUACCCUUUAAGAAGAUAGAUAUAUUAGAAGAUGAUGAGGUUUUAAUGAAAAGACGAAAAUUUUUUAGAAGUGUAUCGAUACAUGAUUUGAAGAAUAAUAAAAAUUUAUAUAUUCCUGGAGAUAACAGUAGUAGUUAUAAUAAUACAGAUGAUGGUAUAAAUAAUAAGAUGAAUAAUCAUUAUAUUUUUAAUAAUAAUAAUAAUAAUAAUAUUAAUGAAUAUGUUUAUAAUAAGGAUACACAUACUAAUAUAUUAUCUGAAUAUUACAAAAAAAAAUACGAUAAACAUAAUGAUUUUCAUACCAUGUUAAUAAAUAAUAAUAAUAAUAAUAAUAUAUAUAGUUCUAACAAAGAAUAUACAAAUUAUAAUGAUGAAAUAUUAAAAGUUGAAAAGAAAUUAAAUGAAAUAUCUAAAACGUAUGAAAAAAAUAAUAAAAACCAAAAAGUCUUUACACCUAAAAAUGGACAUACAUAUAUAAUGGAUGAUAAUACAAAUAAACCUUUGUAUAAUUCCUUUUUUCAUAAUCAUAUAUAUAAACAAGAAGAAGAAAGAAAAAGUACAGAUAUAAAACGCAAAAAUAAUAUCAUAGGAAUAAGCAAAAAUAAUUUCAAUAUAAUUAUUAGCACCCUACAAUAUUGUAUAAAUAAUAAUGACCUUUUAAUUUUUAAAUAUUUCUUAGAAGACAUGGAUGAAGUAAAGAAAAAAUUAAAAACAAAUAAAAUAUAUGCAUGUAAGUAUAAGUAUGACGGUAUUAUUAUCUCUUCGAAAUUUAAAAAAAAUAUAAAAGACAUGAAUAGUAGUUAUUCGGAGGAAGCGCACAACAACAAUCAACAGGGGGGAUAUUAUAAAAAAGGGGAAAAAAAAAAAAAAACUCAUAGGAAUAAUCAUGUGUAUAAUUACACAACAGAUGUAAGUAGUAGUAAUAAUUUUAGUGAUCAUAAUUUUAGUGAUCAUAAUUAUAGUGAUAAUAAUUAUAGUAGUAAUAAUUUUAGUAGUAAUAAUUAUAGUGAUCAUAAUUAUAGUAGUAAUAAUUAUAGUGAUCAUAAUUACAGUAGUAAUAAUCAUAGUAGUAAUAAUCAUAGUAGUAAUAGUUUAUCUGCAUUGGUGAAAAAUUAUAAUAUGAAAAAAAUAAAAAAGAAAAACAAAAUUAAUGUGAUUAUAUAUAUGAUGAAAAUUUGCUUACUUACAAAAAAUUGUGCACAUGAAAUUUGUUCAAUAAACAGUUAUAAUAAUAAUUUAAAAAUAAGUAAUUAUGUAUUACAUAAGAAAAAAAAGAAAAAUAAUAAUAAUAAUAAUCAAAAUGUUCAUGAUGAUGAAGAUGAUGAUGAUUAUAAUGAUAAUAAUAAUAAUGAUGAUGAAGAAGAAAAAAGGAAAAGAAAAAAUUUUGUUAUGUUAUUAAAUUUAAAACAAAUAAGUUUAUUAUCACUUGAUGUUUUAAAUAUAAAUAAUUUCUUAUAUAAUAAAAUAAAAAAGGUUUCUUUUAUUGAACCAUUUGACGUAUCAUGUUAUUAUAGUUUACAUAAUAAAAAUAAAUUCUUUAUAUAUAUAAAAGAUAAUAUUAAUAUAAAUAUAAAUACAAAUAUUAUAAAUUUCUUAUUACUUUUUAAGUAUCAUUUUUUACACAAUUAUUUUAUUUAUAAUGAAUAUAAAUUAAAGAACCCAUUAACUUUUCAAACGAUUCAUAAAAUCAAAGAUGUUAGAUGUAUACUUCCGAUAAAUUAUGAACAACCUAUUACGACAAAAGAAUAUAUUAUUAUAAAAAAUUAUACAUUCUAUAAAAUUAAAUAUGAAUAUAGUAAUAAAAAUAUAGGAUAUAUACAACCGAAUAAACAAGCAUUAAUAAUAACUAAUAAUUUGUUUAUGUUGUAUAUAUCCGAUAUUCAAAAUGGAAAUAUAAAAAAACAUAUAUUCUUAAAAAAUUAUACUUUUCAAAAAGAUGAUACAUAUAAGAAUAAUAUAAUAGAUCCUUUAAAGCAUUCUAAUAAUAAACCUAUGGAUACUAUAAAAAAUAUUAAUAGUAUGAAUAAUAUCAAAAAUAUGUAUAACACAAAAAAAAUUAAUGAGAAAAAUUAUUUCUAUAUAGAUAUUAGUAUACAAGAAAACAAAAAAUGUAUUAAUAUAUAUCCAUGUUUUUUUAUGUAUAUAUCUUAUGAAAAAUAUAAAAGAAGGAUAAUCAACUCUUCAUUUGGUUUGGAAAAUGGGGGGGAAAAAUACGCAACAAUGGCAACACCUAACACAUACAAAUAUGAUGAUCAUAAUAAUAAUAAUAAUAAUCAUCAGUGUAACGAUAAAUAUAACGACAAAUAUAAGGACAAAUAUAAGGACAACAUUUAUCGUAGUUAUCAUAACAAGGACCCUGAGGAUGUACAUAUAAAAUUACAUUUUGUUAAAGAGAACAGUGUAAAUAUAUUCGUCGUAAAAGACGAGAAAGAAAAAAAUAUUCUUUUUAGCGUACCCUUUGAAUUUUUAAAAGAUUGUAAUUAUAUGAAGAUGAUAAUUACGAAAAAAAAUAAAGUUUACGUAAGUAAUAAAAUGAAAUAUAAUAAAAUGUUUAGAUUAAAAAAAUAUACUUUUAAAGAUAUAUAUGAUAAAACACAUGUUAUACUUUGUAACUUUCUGUAUUUUAUUAAGAAGGAAAAAAAAAAAAAAAAAAAAAAAAAAAAAAAUUCAGAAGAAGACACGUCGUGGGAUGAUUACUCAUCAAGUUUUACAAAAGAUCUUAGUAGCGAUUGUUCGAAUGAGAUGUAUAAGAAAAAUAUAACAUAUGAUAUAAAUGAAGAGAACAAAGUAGAAAGAAAAAAAGAAAAUAAGAAUAUUAAAAAUAAUGUAAUAAAAAAUAAUAUAUCAGAUCAAAUUAUAUAUCAUGAUCAUAAAGAUAAUUAUGGAAAUGUAAAAAGUGAAGAUAAGUACAACAAGAUGUGUAAUGAGAAUAGUAAAUAUGAUAAUUAUUAUAAUAUAUCUAAUGAGAUGAAAGAUAAAAAAAAGGAAAGAAAUAAUAAAAUAAAAAAUAAUGAAGAAAAUAAGUAUAUAGAAGAAGAAGAAGAAGAAGAAAGAAAAAAAAAAAAAAAAUAUUCGAAAAUAUUUAGUAUAUAUAAAAUAUUACAGAAUAAUAUUAAUAUAAUAUCUAUUCAACAUUGUAUAAAAUUAAUAAACUUAAGUCCAUUUAAGAUAAAUGUAUUAUUAAAAAAAGAGAAAGGAAGUAUUAAAACAUAUAAUAUUGGAAGUUUUGAUUAUGUAAAUGUAUACGACUUUUGUUUUCUUGAGAAUAUUAUUUUAAAUUUUAGUUUAUCUUUUUAUAGACAGUGGAUUCAAUUUAUAAAAAUAAAGAAUGAAGAUUUUUUUAAGGAAAAUCAAAAUGAUGUUGAUAAUUAUGAUGUAUAUAAUUCACGUUUUCAUUUUUUGGAAUCUUUACCAAAUGAGAAUAAAAGGAGGAAAAUAAAAAGGGUGAUAAAAGAUGAGGAUUGGGAAGACGAAGAUAAUAAUAAUAAUGAUAAUGAUAAUAAUAAUGAUAAUAAUAAUAAUUAUAACAAUAUUUAUAAUAAUUAUAAUAAUUAUAAUAAUUAUAAUAAUUAUGAUUAUUAUGAUUAUUAUGAUUAUUAUAAUUAUAGUGAUGAAGAAAAGGGAGAAGAAAUGAACCGUAUUUUAUUUUAUGAAAUUAUAAAAUUUCAAAAUUUAUAUUUUAUUAUAUAUGUAUAUUUUUUUAAACAUUCUUAUAAUAUUACAUUUGUAAGUAAAUAUAAUAUAUAUAAUUAUACCAAAAAUAUUUUAUAUUAUCAUAUAAUAUAUGAUCAUGAAGAAGAAAACCAAUGUUUAGACGAUAUUAUUUUUACAUGUGAACUUAAAAAACAUGAACUAAAAAAUAUAUAUACAAAAUAUAAAGAAAAUGUAUUUGAAAUAUAUCCCUUUUUAGAGAAUAAUAUUCAUGUAAAUAAAAAUUAUAUAAAUUUAAUAAAGAAAACUAAUUCGAAACAAGAAAAACAAAAUAUCUUUUAUAUCAAAAAUUAUUGUUUUAAUCAUCGUUUUGUAAUUCAUAAUAAUGAAACCUUAAAUAUAAAUACAGACUCCUGUGAUGUAAAUAAAACAUUCUCCAAAGUUCUAUUAAUAAAUGAUAAAUAUAUAACCAUUAAUAUUAAAACAUUCAACUUUCAUUCUUUUCGUAUUUCAUUUAUUCAAUUCUAUCCUUAUCUUGUUCUAAUUAAUUUAACCAAAUAUAAUUUCGAAAUCAAAUUAAAAAAUUAUGAAGCCUUAGAAAAGAUACACGCAAAUAAAAUGAAAAAAAAAAAACAACAAGAGGAAAAGAAAGAAAAAGAACAAGAAAAGGAAAAGGAAAAAAAUAAAAAUAAUAAUAAUAAUAAUAAUAUAUUUAUACAUAACCAUUAUAACAACCAUAUGGAUCAUUAUAAAAAUAAUAAUUAUUUUACUUUUAAUCGUAAUAAGUAUAACAUAAAUAUAAACAAUCCAAAUUCUUCCAUUCUUUCUUAUGAUAGUAGUGAAAGCGAAAAUCUUAAUUUUAGUGAUUAUACACAAUGCUCACUUUCAAGUGAUGAAUGUGAAGAAGAGCAAAGUUAUUAUGAUUUAUUCAUAAAUAAUAAUUUGAAUUCAAAUAUACACACAAAUAUGUAUAAUAACAAAAAGAAAGUUACAUAUAAAAAAAAAAAAAAAAAACAUUUAAAAAAAAAUAUACACAAAAUUACACACUUCUUUCAAAACCAUAAGAAAUGUAAGAAUAAAGAAGCACAAUAUUUUAAAAUUCUUAAUACUAUGAAUAUACAAGAAUUAAACAUUAAAAAUAAAUCCACGUGGGAUUUCGUAAGCUUCAAAAUUACCAAAAAAGAAAAUAAUUAUUAUUUUGAACAAGAGAAUCAAAAUAAUAAAUCCGACGAAAAAAAUGAUAUAAUAAUAUGUGUGCCAAAUGAGGAAAAGAAAAGUGAAAUAGCAAAUUUUGGAUCAGCCCUCAAAAUAUUGAAAAAGACUUCAAGUUAUUAUAAGAAUAGUAUAAUGAAAAUAUUUAAAAAAAAAAAUAUAAGAUGUAGAUAUAUAAAAAUACAUAAAAAUAUGAAUAAAUAUUUUUAUAUAUAUAAAUAUAUUCAAGUAUUAACAAAAGAAAAUCAAAUUCUUACUUUCAUAAAAGAACGUUUAUUUUAUAUUACAUCCAUAGAAAAAGAUAAAAGACAUUAUAUAUGUAUAAAAAAAGUUCCUUAUAAUAGUCAUUAUAAACAUAUAUAUGAGUUUGAAAAAAAUUUCUUAUCACUUGAAAAUAUAUUAAGAAGGGAUGACAUCAUGUUGUGUGACAAAAAGAGAGAGGAUUCAAAAUAUAAGGAUCACCAAAUAUUAAAUUCUGAGGAAAAAAAUGAAGUAAAUAGUAAUGUGAUGCUUAAGAAAAAUGUUCAAGGAAAAAAUAGCAUAAUAAAUAAUUUAAAUGAACAAGUAAGUAAACAACAAUGUUAUGAUACAAAUCGUAUACAUAAUAAUAAUGAUAGUAUUAAUAAAAAUGAAAAUAAUAAUAAUAAUAAUGUGGGGGAAAGGAAAUACUUUAAUUGUAAAGAAUAUUAUGAAAAAAAAAAGAAUUUACCAAGUUUUUAUAAUUAUAAAGUUAUAGAUGAAUUAUCCUGUGAUAAUAAUGAUUCUGAUGAAGAAGAGUGCAUAGAUAAAUAUAAUAAUAUUUUAAAAAAAUUGAAAUUAGAUAUUACAUCUGUUUUAAAAAAUAAUACUUUAGAUGUUAUAUUAAAUAAUAUUAAAGAAAUUAUUAAUGAAAAAAUAAUAAAAGAAGGGAAAAUUUUUUUAUUUAAUAAUUUAGGAAUACCUUUUUUUUUUAGUACAUUAAAAAGUAAAUAUCUUACAUAUGUUAAUACAAAAUAUGUAUAUUUUAAAGAGAAAAAACAUUUUUAUUUCUAUUUCCCGAAAUUUCUUUUAAUAAAUAAAAAAUUAAAGUUAUUAUUUAAAAUAAAUGAAAAUGUGUGUAAAUACUAUUCUAUACGAAAUUAUAUACAUUUAAAAAAAAAUGAAAAGCUAUUUCCAAAUUUUCAUAUAAUGAAAUUUAAUUUAGUGUGUAAUAUAGUGUCAUCCUUUUUUUUCUAUUCAUUUAUUUUAAAAAAGAAAAAAAUCAAACAUAAAAGGUUUAAGUGUUUGAACCACGUGAAGCAAGAAACAAAUAUGUGUGGAGAAAAAAACAAUACGUGUGGAGAAAAAAACAAUACGUGUGGCGAACAAAACGAUGAAGAUGAAAUAAUAUACUAUGAACUAUAUUUAGUAAAAUUUUAUUGUGAUAUAAUUUUGAAUAAGAAUAACGAAAUGAAUAUUAUUAUAAAUGGGCUAAAGCACUGUACGUUUUUAAAGAAUAUUUUAUCGCUAGAUUAUUUUUUUUAUUUUAUGAGAAAUAAAGAAUUAGAAAAAAUAUGGGCCUCAUCAAAUUUUUAUGAGAAAAAGUAUUUAUUACAGAAUAUAAGAAGAAAAAAUAAUUAUAAUAAUAAUAAUAAUAACUAUUAUUAUUAUAAUCAUAAUAAUCAUCGUAACAAUAAUGUUAUAUAUACGAAUAAUUUAUAUGGUUUAAAUGUAUCGGAUUUAAUGAAUAUGAAAAUAUAUAUAAAGAGUGUUAAUAUCAUAUUUAAUUUCGAUCAAACAUCAUCAUCAACUAAUACAAAUAUAAUGGACAAUAUUGUUCAAAAAAUUAAUUUUAAUAAAAUUUAUUUAAAUUUUUAUACUUUUCAAUAUUUAAAUAAUAAUACAUUGUUAAAGAAAAAAGGUUGUAUUGAAUUUCUAGAUUUGUUUUCUUCUAAUAAAAGAACUAGAAAAAUAAUAAAAAAACCCAAGAAACGAAAUUUUUUUUUUAGAAGCAAUAGUAAGGAUUCGAAUUAUUUAAAUUUAAAUAAUUAUGGCAUAUUAGAUAAAGCUAAAUUAUCAUCAUUAUAUAAUUUGAGAAAAAGGAAAGAAAAUUUUAUAUUAGACAACUUAUCUAUUUAUAAUAAUAUUAAUAGUAAUUAUUAUGCUGAUAGACAAGAAAAUUGUGUUGUGGAUACCUCUUAUAAUAAUAAUAAAAGAAAUGAUUAUAAUAUAUAUGAUUCUUAUAUUGAUAAAAAACGUAUUUCUAAGGAUUCAUCUUUAUAUUAUGUAUAUUCUGAUGAUUCAAGUGAAUAUUUAACGAACGCCUUAAUGAAUACAGGAAUUAGUACAUCCCCAAUAAUAAAUCCUAACAAUGGUUAUAAUGAUAUACAAUCAAUAUAUAUUUAUAAUGAUGAUCAUCAUGAUGAAGAUGAUGAUAAGAAUAAUAUGGUGGUUAAUAAUUAUCAUCCCAUUUUUAAAAGAUCGCAUUUAUUAUCAAAACGAAAUACGAACAAAAAUACAUUAUACGAUAUAUAUAAGAUGCUUAAAAAUAAUACUUACUCAUGUCAUUAUUAUUCUUAUAUAUUUAAUGGAUAUAUGAGAAAUAUAAAACUAUAUAAAUAUCUUUUUAAUUUAUUAAAAAGUCGUGUUCUUGCAGUAUGCAUAAAUUAUUCUGAUUUUUAUAAAAAAUGCUCUAUAUUGAUUGACAAUAUGAGUGUGAGCAAAAUUAAUUUAUAUGAUAAAAAAGAAUUUGGAUAUAAAUAUACCUUGUUAACAAAAUAUAAUGAUCAAGAUAAUUUUAUAAAUAUUAAUUUUGAUUUAUAUAAACAAAGAUAUAUGAAGUACAAACAUAUAUAUAAUACAUUAAAUAUAUUACACGUAUGCUCACAUUUAAAACAGUUUACAAGAAAAAAAGAAAAGAAAAAAUUACUAGAAAAAAUUGCUGAUCCUGAUUUAAUAAGGAAAAAAAAAAAAAAUGAUAAUAUGCUUAUAAUGGAUUCAAAUAAUUUUAUUCGUAAUCGUGAAAAUGCUUUAUUAUAUAAUGCAUAUUAUUAUUAUAAAAAAGAAAAAAUAGAUAACCAACAUAUAUGGAAAGAUAGCAAAUAUAAUAAUAUUAGUAAUAAUAAUAUUAAUUAUAAGGAAUUUAAUACAGAUAAAAAGAAACAUUUAAAAAAUUAUAAAAUUGAUAAUCUUAUAAAUUUUAUUGAAAAUAUUAAAGAAAAAAAAUUAUGUGUAGUAUUAUCAAAUCAUAAUGAACAAGAAAUAAAAAAAAAAAAAAAAACGAAAAAAAAAAAAAAAGAAAUAAUAAAAAACCUAACCAUCGAAAUAGCAAGCUUAAAUCUUACAUUAGAUUAUAAUUAUUUUUUAAAUAUAAUACUACCAUUAUAUUAUGAACAUUUCCGUAAAAAAAUACAUUAUUAUAAUAUAAUAGAUAUUAUGAAAUGUGAAGAAAAAAAACAUUUAAAUAUUUAUAAUAAUAUAAUAAAAAUAAUUUAUUAUAAUCAUGGGAAUAAUGAAAUUAUAGAAAAAUUAAAAAGAAUGGAAGUUUAUAGUUUUCAUAAAAAUAUUCUUAUAUGUACAGAAAUGAAACAAAAGAACUUUUUAUUAUAUAUAUAUGAUUUAGAUAUCAAAAAAACAAAGAUAUAUAUUAAUGUUAAUUAUAUAUUAAAAUUAUUUCUAACUAAAAAUUUCUUAAUGAAUAUAUCAGCUAUAAAAAUUAGUAAUAAAAAGAAAAAAAAUCUAUCUUAUAUUUUAAAAAAAAUUAAAAAAAUCUAUUUUUAUAAUUAUAUAAGUAUAUUCUUUUAUCUAUUAAAAAAUAUUGAUAUAUCAUCAGAAGAUACUUCAUAUACAAUGUUAAACUUUUUAAAUUUCUUGGAGUAUUUCUUAAAAAAUAAUUUACAACAACUCUCUCCAUUGCAUAAUUUAUAUAGUUUUGUAGUUACACUAAAAUAUAAUUAUGAACAUAAACUUGAUAAUAACACAAAAGCUGCAAUUAACCAAGAAAAUUUACAAAUUAAUAAACAAAGAAAGAGUUUUCUUAAUGCUGAAAAUAAUGCCCUCUUGUUUUUCUCCAAAAAUUAUUCGCACAAUAUAUGGAAACUAGAAGCAAAUUAUAAAAAGAAAAAAAUUAAAAAGAAAGAAAAGGAGAAAAAGGAGAAAGAUAAGGAAAAGGAAAAGGAAAAGGACAAAUAUAAGGACCAACAAAAGAAGGACAAACAAAAUAUUGCACAAGUAAAAAAAGAUAGAAAAACAGGACUAAGAUUAAGGAGAACAGGAACGGAAGACACGACGCAAGAAGGGGGUCAUAUAUAUGAUGAUGAAGAAGAUGAAGAAGAAGAAGAAGAAGAAGAUCAUUCUAAUAAUACAUAUUUUAAAAACUUCUUUACCUUUAAUUAUUCAAAUAUAUUCCCCAAGUUAUUAUCUACCAGUUCUUAUAUACACAAAAAGGAAGAAGAAGAAGACCAAGUAAAUGCAUAUUCCAGUGAUCAAAAUGUUAUGAACAGAAUACUUAGUAUGCAUAAAAAGGAAAGGAAAAUUACAAAGAAUAAAAAUUAUAAUUAUAACGAACAAGAUAUUGACGAUGGACAAGGAGUAUACUAUAAUUUAUAUAAUAAUAAAACGAAACCUUUUCUUAGACCAACUUCUGAGCAACACCAAAUUAUGGAUGAACCUGUUUCAUAUAUAAAACGACAUACCCGCCGUAUUAGGAAUGAUUAUGAAGAAUUAUUAGCAUAUAAAGCAAAUGAUGAAAUGUUACUUCGAGAAAAUGAAAAAAGAAAGAAGAAAAAGAAAAAGAAAAAGAAAAAAAAAAAAAAAACUCAAGCUCCAAAUGUAACACAUAUAUCAUUUACACACAAUUUGAAUAUAACCAAGGGAAAUAUAUAA
Messenger RNA from Plasmodium reichenowi, 19833 nucleotides. RefSeq lists its product as hypothetical. The coding region runs from base 1 to 19833 and encodes 6610 amino acids. NCBI's taxonomy places the organism in Eukaryota, Apicomplexa, Aconoidasida, Haemosporida, Plasmodiidae. The record is from RefSeq and is a predicted model, not a curated record. The transcript has a single exon.